UAGCACCCACCUCAAAGUUGUGAGGAUUAAAUGAAACAAUGAAUGAGAAGCUUUAAGCACAGUGCCUGGCACACAGUGGGUACUCAGUAAACUGUAGCUGCUAUUGUUAUUGAUAUCUUACCGUGUUACUGGAGGCAACACUGGAGAAAAUCAUAAAUUGUUUACAUGAAGACACUUUGUAUUGAAUCAUCUCAUCAACAAAUUCACAUCUUAAAUUUUUAAAUGUUUGGCCACUGUAUCAUCUGUUACUGUCCUCCACUCUGGUAAAGCAGAGUUUUAAUAAUAGGCAGAAUAUUUUAUCAGAAACAGGCAACUUAAAUUACUCUAUCGGGUAGUGUGGUCUCUGUCACCUUCCACUAUGGUGGACUAUGGCCAGAGCCAGAAACUGCAGGUGAUAGUGCAGCCCAUCAACCUUAUCUUUACAUACUUGCAGAACAGAUCUCAGAUUCAGGUGUGGCUUUAUGAGCAAGUGACUAUGUGGAUAGAGGGCUGUAUCAUUGGUUAUGAUGAGUGUAUGAACCUCAUAUUAGAUGAUGCAGAAGAGAUUCAUUCUAAAACGUCAAGAAAAUAACUGGGUCAGAUCAUGCUAAAAGAAGAUAAUAUUACUCUUCUCCAAAGUGGCUCCAAGUAGAAAUGACUAACGAAGUGACUAAUGUUGAGAAGGCAAUACAAUUUGUAAUUUUUAGGAGUCCUUUAUUGGGAGUAUAGUUCUUAAACAUUUGUUCAUAUUGCUUUGAUUACCCUUGUAUUGUUACCAGAUGACAAUAAAUGCUAUGGGAUUGUUUUUGUUUUAAAUUACUCUAAAAAUGAAAUAACAUAAAGGGUGCCAGGUUGUUAAGCAGAGUGCCUAGUGGUCAGCAGGAUGGAGUUAAUGGUACUUUUUAUUCACAUGUUACAUGGGAAUAAACUUUUAAAAAGAGAUUACUCA
Molecule: messenger RNA, 928 nt
Organism: Molossus molossus (Pallas's mastiff bat)
Lineage: Eukaryota; Metazoa; Chordata; Mammalia; Chiroptera; Molossidae
Product: small nuclear ribonucleoprotein E-like
Biological process (GO): spliceosomal snRNP assembly; mRNA splicing, via spliceosome
Cellular component (GO): U4 snRNP; U1 snRNP; U2 snRNP
Source: RefSeq, a predicted model, not a curated record